GCAAAAUCAAGAUACACACACAUUACAAAAUAUUUUUUUCUUCUUACAACAUAAUUCCUUUUUAAUAUCAAAAUGUUUAUUGUCAACUGGUUCUACGAUGUCUUGUCCUCUUUGGGUCUUUUAAACAAAAAUGCCAAAAUUCUCUUCUUGGGCCUUGAUAAUGCCGGAAAGACUACUCUACUCCACAUGUUGAAGAAUGACCGAUUGGCUACUUUGCAACCUACUCUUCAUCCUACUUCUGAAGAACUUUCUAUUGGUAACGUCAAGUUUACAACAUAUGACUUGGGAGGUCACCUUCAAGCACGUCGAUUAUGGAGAAAUUAUUUCCCUGAGGUUGGAGGUAUCGUCUUCUUGGUUGACUGUGCUGAUCAUGCUCGCUUUUCUGAAGCCAAGGCAGAGUUAGAUGCUUUAUUGGCUAUCGAACAACUUUCAAAAGUUCCUUUCUUAAUUCUUGGUAAUAAGAUUGAUGCACCUGGUGCUGUUAGUGAAGACACACUUCGACAAGAAUUAGGUUUAUUCCAAACAACUGGAAAGGGCAAGGUUCCUUUGACAGAUAUUCGCCCUAUUGAAGUAUUCAUGUGCUCUGUUGUUAUGAGGCAAGGUUAUGGAGAGGGUUUCCGCUGGCUCUCUCAAUAUGUCUAAUAAAAUCAUUAUUUUCGAAAAAUGUGCCAACUUUGUGUGUGCCUACGUUUUACUGCAUAUACAUCAAAGUCCAAGUAAAAUAAUAAUAAUAAAAGCUAUAGAUUCAACUCAAACAAGCCCUUGAUCUAAAGAGAAAAUCUAAUGCGUCCUUUCUGUCUCUCCAUGCCACACUUUGCAAUAUUAGUUAUCUACAUCGAUCUUACCUGGGUAAGACAGGUCUUUUUUUUUUUGUAUGCACUCGAGUAAAAUACUAUAGGAUCGAAUCUUGGAACUAUUCGUGAAUACCAUAGCCUUAAUGCGACCGAGUAUUCGUCAAUAAGUACAGUGCCGGUUCAACUACUGCAAACGUGUAUUUACAGAAAGGAGCAUUGCAAAAUAUAUAUCAGCUGUUUGCUUUUCCUACAUAUUAUUAUUUUUAGCGCCUGUGCACAGCAAAGUGAAAGAAUACAAUGUAAUCAUGAU
Molecule: messenger RNA, 1104 nt
Organism: Rhizopus microsporus ATCC 52813
Lineage: Eukaryota; Fungi; Mucoromycota; Mucoromycetes; Mucorales; Rhizopodaceae
Product: ARF/SAR superfamily
Exons: 5
Coding region: 73-642 (189 amino acids)
Biological process (GO): vesicle organization; membrane organization; endoplasmic reticulum to Golgi vesicle-mediated transport
Cellular component (GO): COPII vesicle coat; endoplasmic reticulum exit site
Molecular function (GO): GTPase activity; GTP binding
Source: RefSeq, a predicted model, not a curated record